Messenger RNA from Lodderomyces oxycetoniae, 3030 nucleotides. RefSeq lists its product as uncharacterized. NCBI's taxonomy places the organism in Eukaryota, Fungi, Ascomycota, Pichiomycetes, Serinales, Debaryomycetaceae. The record is from RefSeq and is a predicted model, not a curated record. Gene Ontology annotation, biological process: chromatin remodeling; regulation of DNA-templated transcription; DNA-templated transcription. Bases 1 to 3030 code for a protein of 1009 amino acids. The transcript has a single exon. Gene Ontology annotation, molecular function: nucleosome binding; protein binding. Gene Ontology annotation, cellular component: nucleus; HIR complex; chromatin.
AUGAGGUUUUUAGUUCUACCGCUGGUAUUUCAUGGUGGGGAGAUACACUGCUUGGAUAUAAACAAAGAUAACACUGGCCUCAUUACUGGUGGAAAGGAUCACUGUAUAAGUAUUUGGAACCUAUUGGAAUUGGUCGAAGUCGCUAAAUUGAAAGCUACAUCUUCAGAGAUUGAGUUGAAACAAAAAGUCGAGGUCAUUAAACCUAUUCAUCACAUUAAAUGCCACGACUCAACAGUCACGAUGUUGCGAUGGUUACCAAACACGAUAAAUAAAUUCAUAUCGGGUUCUAGUCUGGGGCGUAUCUACUAUCAUGAUCUCAGAGACGACAACAAUUCAAUACACAAACAGAUAUACCCAUUUAAUGAAAGCACCGCUGCUCAAUUGAAGCCUGUGGUUGAUUUAUCUGUCUCCAGAGACGGAAGAUUAGUCGCUUGGAGCACAUUGGAUGAAAAGUUAUACGUCUACGAUGUAGAGCAAAACACGUUCCAGGAACUAAGCACGCCGUCUCUGGAGAAACCAGUAAUACAAAGAAGUUUGGCAUUUAAUGGCGUUAGCAACUAUCUUGUCUCCAUUGGAGAUGAUACUCAAAUAAAUGUAUUUCAAUAUGAAUACGAUUCAACAUCAUCAUCAAAGCUAUAUAAAUUUAGACUCAUAAAUAAAAUCUCAAAGUUGUUUAGCAAAAACCCGUUGAAUGUCAAGUAUAAGAGAAUCUCAUGGUCCCCCGAUGGAGAGUUGGUUUCGAUUCCCACUGCAACAAAAAAUCAAACAUCAUUGAUCUCCUUAUUAUCCAGCUCCAAGAAUUGGGCAACAAGAGCAAGCUUAGUCGGACACGAUCUAACAUGCGAAGUUGUUAAGUUUAAUCCUCACUUGUACUCGGAACGAGAAAAGGAGAUGAACAACAUCUACAAUAUUAUUGCCUCAGGUGGCUUGGACAGAACCGUAACAAUUUGGAAUACGUCUAAAACAGCCCCUAUUAUGAUACUUCGCGAUGUGGUUGAUGCACAAAUUUACGACUUGGUAUGGACAACAACAAAUAGCUUGUUGUUUUGCACAUCAAGAGGUAAUUUGGGAAUAUUGUCAUUUGAUGAAAAUGAAUUGGGAUUCAAAGUCAGUAACAAAACAUUGGAGAAACUCAGAACAAUGCAGAGAGAUUUGAUCAAGCCAAUGACUUAUAGGUACGAAUUUGAGCAGCCUAGUGGAAAUAGGAAAACGUUAGCACCUAUCGAAUACACGGAUCAAAAAGACGCCGUAAGUGCACUAGCUCAAGUAGAAAGUACUCCUGUUGAAAAGGAAACCACUGAACAAACCAAUACCGAGAAGAAGUCUAGUGCAGUAAAGAAAGGCGAGGUUGAGCCCGAGGUUUUAACUGCUUCGGAACCAUCCACAGAAACAAUCAUUACCACCACCACCGCCAGCACCACCGCCAGCACCAUUACUCCCAUCAAUGAGCUGAAAAAUCUUCUGCAAUCACCACCAUCACACCGCUUACAGGAAGGAAAAGCUGCAACAGAAACAAAACCUAUCCAAGCUCUUCGUAAUCAGAAAGUCACAACAAAGAACGGAAAGAGGCGAAUCCAGCCAAUGUUGAUAUCAGGCAACAGCUCCUCUACAGUUUCGGGGCUUCCCAAGUCAUCAUCGUCGACAUUUUUGUCAAUGCCAUCAGAACUGAUCCCAGCAUCUGCCAAUAAUGCCAAGUCAUUAAUGGAGUUUAACAAGCCAUCAUACUCAGUAAGCGAGGAAUUGAACAGGUCGAAAAGAGUGCGAUCAGAGAAUUUGUUGAAUGGCAAUAAUGGAUCACUUAAAAAACCAAAACGAGAAAUGGAGCCUGUGAAAUUCAUAGGAUCAGUUAUCACCAAUCCAAAUACAUCCUUUUCUAAGGUGCGUUUGGCAACUCCUAAAGUGAGAUUUGGGUUUCAACUUAAAAGCCAAGAUGAUGAUAGUAAUUUUUAUACUUUUGACGUUAAAAAUGGAUCAGGAAAUGAAGCAAAACCUUCAAGAGUUACGUUCUUCAAAAAGGAGAAAGAAAUAUGGUGUGAUUUUGUGCCCAAGUACAUCCAGUUGGCAAGCGAAGGUCAUAAAUUUUGGGCAAUAGCCACAAUUGACGGUCAAAUACUCACAUAUUCACGUGUAUCAGGUAAAAGAUUAUUGCCAACCAUUAUAUUAGGUUCCCCUAUUCUGUUUUUGGAAAGCCACGGAAAUUAUUUGAUGGCAGUUACAAGUAUUGGAGAGUUGUAUGUUUGGGAUAUGGUUAAAAAGAAAAACGAAGUUACUUGCUCGAUAAGUGCAUUGUUGGAAUUGAGUUCCAAGUUCCUGGACGAUGGUCUUUCUAGAUCCGACAACAUAACCAUGUGUGCAAUAACAUCACGUGGUAUUCCUCUUGUUACGCUAUCAAAUGGGUCUGGCUAUUUGUAUAAUCAAGACUUGGAGGUCUGGCUAGUAAUCACCGAAUCGUGGUGGUUGUUUGGGUCGUAUUACUGGGAUAGUGUCGAGGACGGGAAAAAGACUCCACAAACUCUCAAUAUGUUUAACAGUGAAGAGUCGAUAAUUGAGCUUUUGGAGCAUAAGACCAAUGAAGAAAUCUUGAGGAAAAGAAGGUCAGGAAGAGGUAAAUACUUUAAUAAGAUUUCAAAAAAUAUGAUUAUGAAGGAAGGAUUUGAAAGUUUGGAAAACACCAUCUCGAUAAGCCAUUUGGAAAAUAGAAUUUUGUGUUGCGAGCUACUUGGCGAGAAUAAGGAUUUCCACAAGUUCUUUAAAACAUAUGUGCAAAGAAUAUGUGAGCUCGGAUUCAAGGCUAAGCUUUAUGAAGUCUGCGACGAUUUACUAGGCCCAAUUGACGACGACCAAGUGGGACAAAUAAAUGGCGCGAGCAGCAAUUGGGACUCUAAAAUAUGCGGAUUAGAUAGAAGAGAACUUUUGAAAGAGGUGAUAACUUUAUGUUCGCAAUUUAGAGAUGCUCAAAGAGUGCUAUACCAUUUCGGCAAAAAGAUCGGAUUGAUAGAUGUUGAUGUUAGUGUUGAUGAUCAAUUAUAG